AUGCCCAUCGUUCCAGAGCACUACAACGACGGCAACCGAGCCUUCCUACAAGCCUUCCUAGCCCGCGGCACCCUGACAUUCGAAGACGCCCAGCGCAUAUUAGCCACAAUUUUUACCAUCGAGUCCGAGGAUGGCGAGGAGGUCACCCCCGAUCAAGUGACACGCGACGACUUUGAGUCCUACGUCGGCGCCGCAGCCGAGGCUGCUUCCUUCUUUGACUACGAAAUCCGAAGCACCGUUCAUCAAGUCAACAAGAAGCGCAUCUUCGCCCUCGUGAACACCGCCUCCGACCCCAUGACGCAACUCGCGACGACCUUCAACGCCGAGCAAAUCGCAUUCACUAAGAGAUUGUUGGAUGCUAUGUUCGAGACAUACAAUUCUAAGCGCAUGGAGGUCAUGGCAGUUACCGACAUGCAAGCCGUCAAGCUGGCCCGUCCCCCGCGUCAGAACAACAACCAUAACGACGAGAACGGCGAACCGGCGACGCAAGCCGCUGCAGAUAAGGGAUUGAAGCACAGCGAGGUUGAGGAGAUGCUGGCAAACCUAGUGAAUCAAGGUUGGCUAGAGAAGUCGAAGGACGGUUUCUACAGUCUGAGCCCGCGAUCGCUGCUCGAGCUCCGUGGAAUGCUCGUCGAUUCAUACAACGACCCCGACGCGGCGGCAGAGGAGUGGCAGCGAAUCAAAUUUUGCGAAGCGUGCAAGGAGAUGGUCACCGUCGGCCAGAGAUGCUCCAAUGUGGACUGCAAUGCGCGAUUACACGACACGUGCCAGGAGGCGUAUUGGCGGACGCAGCGCAGCCGGAAGUGCCCGCGGUGCUCCAAGGAAUGGGACGGUAGGCUCUUUGUUGGCGAAAGGGCGGUUACCAGCACAGAUGCCUACCAGAGGGGCCGCCGCAAGAGCGGUGGGCGUAAAAGCAACGCAGCGGACGAGGUCAUGGAUGGAAACGGGGAUGAAGAAGAAAGCGAAGUCGAGGAAUGA
This is a messenger RNA of Colletotrichum karsti, 978 nucleotides long. RefSeq names its product RING-like domain-containing protein. The transcript has a single exon. Gene Ontology annotation, cellular component: Smc5-Smc6 complex; nucleus. Gene Ontology annotation, biological process: double-strand break repair via homologous recombination; DNA damage tolerance. Gene Ontology annotation, molecular function: ubiquitin-protein transferase activity. Lineage: Eukaryota; Fungi; Ascomycota; Sordariomycetes; Glomerellales; Glomerellaceae. The coding region runs from base 1 to 978 and encodes 325 amino acids. The record is from RefSeq and is a predicted model, not a curated record.